GCUGAUGUUGCCCUCUGGAUUCCCCUUGCUGCCCUCUCCCCCGGUUUUUUUUGGGAGUUUUUUCCAUGACACGAAGCUGAAGCUGCAGAUUUGCCCUCGGUUGCUGACAGAGUUAAAGAGAGGAGUUCAUGGCCAGCCCAGCUUGUUUCACUUUGCUGCUGCUCCCGGGCCAGCCCAAAUUUCAGCUGCAGUAACACGAUCCCACUUGGCAGAGCCCGAGAGAAUCUUUGGCACAUUGCAAAGAGCCUUAAUGGUUUUUUGAAACUCUGCUUGUGCUCAGCUCUGGCAGGAGCUGCUCACAAAUGGGAGCUCAAGGAUGACAAAUGCGUUCUGUGCAGGGAAUGUCCUGAGCUCCUGUCCCAAAAGAAUCCCGCAGGAGAAGGGGAUGGAUGGGGCUGAGCGGGGCCCUGCGGGCAGGAGGAGCCCCCCGGGGCCGGAGCAGGAGGGCAGCGGGGCCUGGAGGAGCUGCCUGGGGCUGCUGUGCCUGCUCCCCGCGCUGGCUCUGCUGGCAGCGCUGGAACACCCGGAGGGAACCGCGCUCCAGGAAAUCCAGGAAGAUGUGCCAGGCCCAGCUGUGCCCAGCCCAGCCCCUGCCCAGCGCAGCCGGCGCUACACCCUCACCCCCGGGCACCUCAAGUGGGACCACUUCAACCUCACCUACAAGAUCCUGUCCUUCCCCAGGAACCUGCUGAGUGCCCGGGCCACCCGCCGGGGGCUGGCGGCCGCUUUCCGCAUGUGGAGCGAGGUGUCCCCGUUCAGCUUCAGGGAGGUGCCCCGGCACGUGCCCAGCGACCUCAAAAUCGGUUUCUACUCCAUCAACCACACGGACUGCCUGGAGUCCCUGAGCCACCACUGCUUCGAUGGCACCACGGGGGAACUGGCCCACGCCUUCUUCCCCCCGCACGGCGAAAUCCACUUCGAUGACCACGAGUACUGGAUCCUGGGCACCACCAGGUUCAGCUGGAAGAAAGGGGUGUGGCUGACUGACCUGGUGCACGUGGCUGCCCACGAGAUCGGACACGCGCUGGGCCUGAUGCACUCGCUGAACCCCAACGCGCUCAUGCACAUCAACGCCACCCUGACGGGCAAGAAGAGCAUCUCCCAGGACGAGGUGUGGGGGAUCCACAGGCUCUACGGCUGCAAGGACAGGCUGGUGAUGUGCCCAGCCUGGGCUCAGAAGGGUUUCUGUGAGCAGCGCAGGAAGCUGAUGAAGAAGCACUGCCCGUCCUCCUGCGACUUCUGCUACGAAUUCCCAUUUCCAACGGUGCCCCCCACUCUGCCCCCACCAAGGACCAAAACCAAGACAGUUGCUGAGGGCAGGAACGUCACCUUCCGCUGCGGGCAGAAAAUCAUCCACAAGAAAGGCAAAGUCCACUGGUAUAAAGAUAAGGAACUUCUGGAAUAUUCCUACCCAGGUUAUCUGUCCCUGAACGAAGAUCACAUGAGCAUCAUUGCAAAUGCCAUCAAUGAAGGAACUUACACUUGCAUCGUGAAGAAAAAAGAAAGAAUCCUGACCACGUAUUCCUGGAGGAUCAGGCUGAAGCACUGAGCCAGCCCUGGCCUCAGCUCCUGCUCCUGUUCCCAGCUGGUUUUUUGGCAUUUUAGAUUUCAUCUCCACGGGUGCAGGUGAAUUCUCCAGCAGCUGCUUUGGUACCUCGGGCUAGAGAGACUCUGGGACUGGCUCCUGGAAUGUCACACUCCUCCAGAUCCCUCUGAAUGAUAAAGAAUUUGUCAACUAUUUGCUGGACAGAGAAUUAAAACCCUUUUUUAUUUCUUUUUAUUUGUAUGAGAAGUGUCAGGUGGAGCUGUGUGAGCUGCUGGAAAGCAGGAGCAGACUCUGGCCCAGCCCCCAGGACAGGGGGAUGGCAGGAAAAGGACAAGUUUAACACUCGGAGUGUUUUCCUGCCAUGUUUCACAUCCUGCAGAAGAAAUCACACUGCUAAGCCUUAAUAUCACUUUUGUGUCCCUUGUCAGGAGGAGGAGGGUCACACAAACCUUGUUUUGCUCCUCAUUCCAACAUGAUCAGUUCAAGGAUCCACAGAACAGCUCUUCACCCCCAGUGGUUUCCUGGGGUUUGAGGGUUUUCCUCUGAUCCCAAGAGGCAUUUCUUGCUCAGGGCUUGAUCCUUGAGGGCUCUGAGCUGCCCAGUUUGGUAAUUAAUGGAUCUGAGCUGCUCAUUUUGGUACUUAAGGGCUCUGAGCUGCUCAGGGUUUGGUUCUUGAGGGCUCUGAGCUGCUCAGGGUUUGAUAAUUAAGGGCUCUGAGCUGCCCAGGGUUUGGUUCUUGAGGGCUCUGAGCUGCUCAGGGUUUGGUUCUUGAGGGGUCUGAGCUGCUCAGAGCUGGUUCUUGAGGGGUCUGAGCUGUCCAGUUUGGUAAUUAAGGGUUCUGAGCUGCUUAGAGUUUGGUAAUUAAGGGUCUGCACUGCUCAGAGCUGGUCCUUGAGGGCUCUGAGCUGCUCAGGGUUUGGUUCUUGAGGGCUCUGAGCUGACCAGUUUGGUAAUUAAGGGCUCUGAGCUGCUCAAAGUUUGGUAAUUAAGGGUCUGCACUGCUCAAAGUUUGGUAAUUAAGGGGUCUGAGCUGCUCAAAGUUUGGUCCUUGAGCAGUCUGAGCUGCCCAGAGUUUGGUUCUUGAGGGCUGUGAGCCCUGGUCCCUGUGGGACUGAGGUGAUUCCCUCCCUCAGGAUGAGCUGAAGGGCCCAGUGCAGCUGGGGGGGAGCUCAGAGGGAACAGUUCCAUCUCAUGGCCAGACCAUGCACUGGGCUCAUGCUUUAAUCCUCCCCAGCUUCUCCCUGCCUUCCUGGGGAAGCUUCUGGAACCAGCAAUGUUCAGCUGUUUCUCCUCCAGGCUGAGGGAACAGAGAGUUUUGUCUUCCCCCACCCCCAGCCUGCUUUCCCAGCUCAGCACAGCCACAUUCCAGCCCCAAAACUCUCCAAAAUACGGACUGAAACUGAUAAAAUGUUUAGGGUUGGAGUUAAUCCCUUCCUGGCCUGGGGCCCAGCUGUGGUUGCAGGAAAAUGUGGUGUUUUCCAGAUCUGCCUGUUCCCAAAACAAAGUGACAGCUUCACAAAUCAGGGGCUCCAGAGGCUGAGAUUCCAACAGGAUUCUUCCUCUCCUCUUUCCCCAGAAAGGACUGGAAUGUGGCCUUGCACAACCACUACAGCUGAGUUCUUCUCUGGAUGGAAAAAGGACAUGCAUUUAAAAAAAAAACUUUCACAGGAAAUCAAGUUUCAAGUCUCCAUAUUAAAUCUUUUUGAUUUAUAAAACAAUAGAGUAAUUUGUUUUGCACCACUGUAAAUACAUUUAUAGAACAACAACAACAAAAAAAUCUGGUCAGGGAGUAUCAAACCCAGCCCAGCUCUCUCCAAGGAUACAAACCUCAGAAUUGUCAUUUUUCUUUUUGCCCCAAAUAUAUUCAGACACAAACAAUUUAUUUAAUUAAAAUAAAAAAUAAACUCUCUUUACUGUCACCCACUUUGCUGCAUGUGAAGCAAUGAAAUCCUUCACACUAUUAAACAAUUGAAAAUGUAUUUUAAUUCUACAAAUUUACAAGGAGAAAAAAAAAAAAAAACAAAACAAACUCAACAAAAAAAAGAAAAAAAAAAUCCCUAAAAAUAAACCAGAAACUGUUCCAGGA
Serinus canaria (Common canary) is the source of this 3632-nucleotide messenger RNA. RefSeq names its product matrix metallopeptidase 23B (gene MMP23B). The record is from RefSeq and is a predicted model, not a curated record. The transcript is spliced from 9 exons. Gene Ontology annotation, molecular function: zinc ion binding; metalloendopeptidase activity. Gene Ontology annotation, cellular component: extracellular matrix. NCBI's taxonomy places the organism in Eukaryota, Metazoa, Chordata, Aves, Passeriformes, Fringillidae. The coding region runs from base 317 to 1549 and encodes 410 amino acids. Gene Ontology annotation, biological process: proteolysis; collagen catabolic process; extracellular matrix organization.